Eleginops maclovinus (Patagonian blennie) is the source of this 1697-nucleotide messenger RNA. Its product is annotated as somatomedin-B and thrombospondin type-1 domain-containing protein. The record is from RefSeq and is a predicted model, not a curated record. Bases 157 to 948 code for a protein of 263 amino acids. Lineage: Eukaryota; Metazoa; Chordata; Actinopteri; Perciformes; Eleginopidae. The transcript has 5 exons.
GAUCAGAGUGGGAACGGGUCUCUCCCCGCUGUCGGCUGCAGACCUGUGACAGGAAUUCCCAGGUCACAAGGGCUGGUAUUCCUGCCUCACGGUCAUGAGAGGGAACACUCACUGAGGAAAGGACACUGUGCGAGGUUUACUGUUGCCCCCCUCAGGAUGGGGGCCUCUGUGGAGUUUGCCUGCGUGCUUCUACUGGUCUCCUCUCUUGGGAAUAUCCUCCUGGUGUCUGGGGGCUGCUCGGGGAAGUGCUGCCGGGGCCGAGACUUGAGCUGUGUGAGCACCGACUGGAGGAUGGACCGGGUGUACGGGACCUGUUACUGCGACAAGGGCUGCGACCGGAACCGGGACUGCUGCUUCGACUACUUCACAGAGUGCCCAGCUCAGGACUGUGCAGUAAGCGACUGGAGCUUUUGGAGCGGCUGUGCACGGCCCUGCCAGCCCUCAGUGAGGGUCCGUGUCCGGCAGGUCGAGCAGCAGCCCAGUAACAGCGGGGAGCCGUGUCCCAGUCUGCAGCAACAGAGCGGCUGCAGGGAGUACCGAGACCUGCAGGGCAAACACUGUGCACGCAACGCAGGUCCUGCAUUCAUCACCAGCAUGGAGUUUGGCAAGGGGAGGCCCAAACACGACAACUAUGGAAACCCCCUCGACCCCGGGUUCUGUGUGGAGUUCACCCUACAGUCCCGGACCCCCCACUGCACGGUGCAGGACCGGCCACACACACACUGGAUGCGCUACAUCACAGAGGGAUACAAAGUGUGUGUGGCGUGUGAACCUCCCGCCAUGAGGAACCACACGGGCCGCUGCCAGGGAGACGGGCUGCAAGCAGACAAAGAGGCUCUGCUCCACUGGCAGGCGGUGGGGAACCAUCAGUGCAGCGGGACCUGGAAGAGGAUCCAGAAAACCCAGCGGUGCAACUGCCCCCCCCAGCACAGCUUCGUCUUCAUCUGAUCCAAAACACAGCGCCACAGAACUCCACAAAACACACUCAGCGGCCAAGAAAACCCUCAUCAGAGAGGCUCUCAGAACAGCCAUUAAAAGGAGGGUGCAUGAAGGACUUCUCCAUAGCUUUAUACCUACAGUAGAUGCAGUUUGGAGAAGCAGGCAGGAGCUGAAGCUAAGACAUGCACUGAAGCAGAAAGCAUAUAAACAGCUGAAAAAGUAAGCAUUUUUAAUCACAAAGCCUCCAGACUCCAUUGAUUAAAAAGAAUCAGUUGCUGCUCCAAUGCUUUGUGUGUCAUUGAGUGACUUUGCUGAAUCCAAACUACACAUGUAAGACACUAAAGUCCCACAACAGCUCAAGGUGAGGGACAAGGUGGUCCGAGAGCAAGGGAAAGGUGUUCAAAUAUCCCAAAAUAGUGUAAACCUGAGCUGAUAUGGAUCAUUUUGUGUAUAAAAUGCAUCCUCAGGAGUGCAUUGCUUGGCUUUCUUGUGCCGUUUCUCCAAACUGCAUCUACUGUGGAGAAGUACCUCAUGCAAAUAACCUCCAAACAUCCCAAAAUAUCCAUUAAUCGUGCUUCGCGUUGAUACAAAAGCAUGUUCCCAUUUAACCCUGCAGCACUCCAUGUACAGUAUCCCCCCUGUAAUCACAUAAAGCACCUCAUAUAUCAAAGUUGUUUUUAUUGGAACAAGCCACUGUUGUAUUCCUUGUUUUGAACAAUAUUUCUAACAAAAAAGUUUAACUUAAAAUGAUAACAAUA